Messenger RNA from Drosophila willistoni, 1197 nucleotides. Its product is annotated as protein C1orf43 homolog. The record is from RefSeq and is a predicted model, not a curated record. The coding region runs from base 103 to 1110 and encodes 335 amino acids. The transcript has 2 exons. Lineage: Eukaryota; Metazoa; Arthropoda; Insecta; Diptera; Drosophilidae.
UCUCAUCUCUAAUCAGCUGUUUAACCCAAACAGAGAGUUUUGUUGUGCGAAUUUGUUUUACUUUUUGAACAAAGGGCGUUAUCCAUUAGGAUUGCCACCAAGAUGGAGCAGCUUUCGGGUGUGAUGAUCAUCAUCAUCAUUAGUGGCGGAGUUCUCACCUUCUCGAUGCUGUUCAUAUUCGCCAAGCGACAAAUCGUUCGAUUCCAGCUGCGAGGACGUCGUGGUCCGCACGUCCAAGUGGGUAACGAUGCCAAGAAGGCGCUACGCCGCGAGAUUGAACGCAGGUUGGAUUGUAUACAAAAGAUAGCACAGGAACCAAAGCUACUGUGGAACGAUGCCGACAAGUACAUAGUGCAGCCUGAGCAAGAGGAAUCACAACGGCCACCCUAUUACCACCGCAUGAAGGCCGUGGAUGAUGUGAAAUUGUUGGAAUCGGAAAUUGCUCGGGCUGAUGGCAGCACACGGCAUGCCCAUGAGAGUUUAAGGGCUUUUCUGUUGACCACCUUGUCGGUGACUCUCAAUGGAGCCGGGCAACGAAUGAUUCAUCAGUAUUGCGAUAUGUACGAGCACGCUCGUCAUGAUCCUAACGAGUUUGGCAAGGAUGAAUAUGAGGCCUAUCAUCAUUUGUUGCUCAAGCUGUUGGAGGCAGCCAAACAGCUGAAGAACUAUAAUUCGAGAAAGGCUUCUCCUGCUCGUACUCCACGCAAGCAGACCAAGAUGCAUUCACUCUUGGAUCCUGCACGUCUAAGACCUCCACCACCCACGAGUGAGAAUGUGCCGCCUAGUAGUGAGCUAACUGCUGGACAACAUGCCAAAGUCAAUAUGACUCUGGGCCUACAGGGUGGUAGUGUGGGUGGCAUCACCGGGGGCGCAACUGUGGGUGAGGAUGAACUUGCCACUAAUCCGUUGCAUUUGCAGCCAACCGCUGAAAGGGAUCUCAUUAUACGGAACCGCAUAAAGACUCCAACACUCGAUGACAUUGUUGUUGAUGCCGAUCAUCAUCAGAAUGCCGGAGAGGUGGGAGGCAUCAGUGGUAUCGAUCAGACGGUAGAGAAUGAGAUUAUGAGUAUCUCGUCAGUGCAAUUUCAGAGAAACUCCAGUAAUGUCUAACAAUAAGCCAAAGUCACACAGAUUUAGUUAUAGCUUACAAUUUAAUUCUUUAAAAUUUAAUAAUAUGCAUUAUAAUAUCAGUAGUAA